AUGAUUCUUCAUUUAAUAUCAGCUGAUAAUAAUACAUCGAUAAUAUAUAUUCAUGAAGAACUUCCACCAAAUACUUUAUUAAUACAAUCAAUAUCAUCAACAAAUAGUCUACAAUGGUUACCAUCAUCAUAUAUAUAUAAAAUUUAUUUUAAUUUAAAUCAAAAUCAAUCAUUAUAUACAACAGAUAAACGUAUUGAUCGUGAAGAAUUUUGUGAAAAAAAUUUAUGUAAUUGUUCAUUUUGUUUAUUAACAUUAAAUUUUUUACAAACAUUUUCAACAAAUAAUAUAUCAAUUCGUACAAUACAAAUUGUUAUUGAAGAUAUUAAUGAUCAUGCUCCAACAUUUAAACAAUCAUUUAUUAAAUUACCCAUUGCAGAAAAUGUUCCAAUUGGAUAUGAAAUUCCACUUGAAUCAGCUAUUGAUAAUGAUUAUGGUAUAUUUUCAAUACAAAAUUAUAAAUUACAUCCAUCAAUAAACAAUCCAUUUCGUUUAAUACAAACAAAUAAACCAAUAUUAAAAUUAAUCGAAUCAUUAGAUCGUGAAAUAAAAUCAAAUUAUUUAUUACAAUUAAUUGCUGAUGAUGGUGGUUCAACACCAUUAUCAGGUCAACAAAAAAUCGAAAUUAUUAUUACUGAUGUAAAUGAUAAUCCACCAGUAUUUGAUCGUUCAUUGUAUCAACAAUCUAUACCUGAAAAUAAUAAAAUUAAUACAGUUAUUUUACAAAUUCAUGCAAGUGAUCGUGAUGAAUAUGAAAAUGCACGUAUCAGUUAUUCAGUUGAAGAUUCAACAGGAAUAUUUCGUAUAAAUGAAUAUACAGGAGAAUUAUAUUUAAUCAAAACUUUAGAUUAUGAAAAAAUACGUUCAUAUUCAAUAUCAAUUACAGCUCGUGAUCAUGGCAUACCACAGCUGAGUAAUUAUGCACAAUUAAUAAUUGAUGUAACAGAUGUUAACGAUAAUGUUCCAAACAUUUUAAUAACAAGUAUUAAUGGUACUUAUUAUGAUAAUCAACCCAUUAGUUUAUUAGAAUGUACACCAAAAGGUACUUCUUUAUUUUACAUUUAUGCUAAUGAUGAAGAUUCUAAUGAAAAUGGUCGUGUUAGUUGUACAUUAAAUGAUACUCGUUUAAAUUUAAUUUAUUUAACUUUAAAUGCAUAUUCAUUACAAAUAAGUGGUUUACCUUUAUUUGAUUAUGAAACUGAACAAUAUAUAAAUAUUAAAUUAAAUUGUACAGAUAAUGGUUUACCAUCAUUAUCAAAAAGUAUUUUAUUUCAUAUUAAUUUAGAAGAUUGUAAUGAUAAUCCACCUGAUAUUAUUUCACCAUUACCAUUCAAUGAAACAUUAUUAAUAUUAUAUGAAACAACAGAAAUUCCAUAUAUCAUAACUGAAUUCAUUAUUAAAGAUCGUGAUCGUUUUCAAUUGAAUACAUUUACAUAUUCAUUUAUAGUAACACCUUUUCUUAAUUUAACUUUGACGAAUAAUGGUACAUUAAUUUUAUGUUCAAUGCCUUUAAUUAUGGGUUUAUAUAUAGUAAAUGUAACUGUAUAUGAUAGUGGAAAUUUAACAAGUUCAAUAUCAAUACCAAUUAAUAUUCAUUCAAUAAAUGAAACAAUGAUAUUAAAAAAAUUUAGUAUGGAAAAUACAAGUUUAAUAUUAAUUUUAUCAUUUUUUAUUAUUAUUUUUAUUGCAUCAAUAUUAAUUGGUAUAUGUUUUUUAAUUACAUUUCUUUUACGACAUGAUAAACAAUCAAAAAAAUCUUUAUGUUUAUGUUGUUAUUCAUGUUUUAAUAUACAAAUAAAAUCUGUUAGAAAUUCUUCAUGUGAAAGUAUGAAUAGUUCAAAUGAACGAACAGAUUCAUUACAAAAAACAACAAUUGAAGUUCUUGAUGAUGGAAGAAAUCCAUCCAAUCGUAUCUAUCAGUAUGGAGUUAAAGAAGCGAAUGAUUUAAAAGUAAUCAAUACUCGCGGUGUUGAUCAAGGUGAUUUUAGUUAUUCAGAAAAGGUUGAACGAUAUUUAACACAUUUAAAUAAUGGAAUUAUUGGUAUUGAUACAACACUUUCAGAUGAAGGUGUUUAUGGUUCAUCGGAUAUAUCACCGGAUCAAAUUCAACAAUUUACCGUACGACCACCAUCAAUUAUAUCAAUACCAUCAUCACAACAACAUUAUCAAGAUAGUUUAAAACGUUUUGAACAAUUAUAUUCACUUGUUGAACAUCGUCAACAAACAGCAUUUACAUCUGAUAGUCUUUAUGUGUAA
This is a messenger RNA of Rotaria sordida, 2253 nucleotides long. The record is from the annotation of a GenBank genome assembly. NCBI's taxonomy places the organism in Eukaryota, Metazoa, Rotifera, Eurotatoria, Philodinida, Philodinidae.